This is a messenger RNA of Impatiens glandulifera, 2337 nucleotides long. RefSeq names its product sterol 3-beta-glucosyltransferase UGT80A2-like. The record is from RefSeq and is a predicted model, not a curated record. Bases 203 to 2074 code for a protein of 623 amino acids. NCBI's taxonomy places the organism in Eukaryota, Viridiplantae, Streptophyta, Magnoliopsida, Ericales, Balsaminaceae. Gene Ontology annotation, biological process: carbohydrate metabolic process. The transcript has 14 exons. Gene Ontology annotation, molecular function: UDP-glycosyltransferase activity; hexosyltransferase activity.
CCACUUCCUCGAACGUGGUCAGAUUCUUCGCUCUCACUCCGCUUGUAGAGAAAGAUUUCCGUUUUUCAGUAGAUAUUCUCCUCAACUAUAGCUCCACACUGUAAAUUUACAUGUUUAUAUAUUACUACAUAACCUAUACUUGAAGAUUUUGCCGAUCUGGAUCAAGAAUACACAAACCUGUAGCCAGAAUUCGUUACCUGUAAUGGCGGAGAACGUAAAUGGAGGUACAAGUUCUUCGGACUGUUCUGUCGAAGUUCAGUUGAAGUCCGAUGAAGAAGUAACCGGCAAUAGACAGUUGGAUGAUGAUAAGAGUGUUGUUUCUUCUGCGCUACCGAUAAACGGCAGUAACUCUUCUGUCAAUCAAAUUGCAGAUGCUCCUGAAAGAUUUAUUUCAAGAGUUUCUACUAUGCCAGUAGAGAUUUCCGAUGAUUCCGAGAGACCGGAGGAGGCCUCAUCCCUGCCGAGCAGGUUCAAAUUGGAAAGAUCUAAAACGGAAAGGCAGAGACAUAGUAACAUUCUUCCUCAAGAUGCAGCCAUCAUUUUUGAUAACAAGAUUCCUGUGCAACAAAAGCUCAAACUGUUGAACAGAAUAGCUACUGUGAAACACGAUGGAAGUGUAGAGUUUGAUGUUCCAUCAGAUAUUGAACCUCAUGUACUUGGGGGAGUACAUGAUAUUGUUUAUAAUGAAGCAGACAUUGAACCUAUUGAUUCAAAUGAAAUUCAGUAUAUACCGCCCAUGCAAAUUGUGAUUCUUAUUGUGGGAACACGUGGCGAUGUGCAACCAUUUAUUGCAAUUGGGAAGCGCUUACAGGACUAUGGUCACCGUGUUAGACUGGCUACGCAUGCAAAUUUUAAGGAUUUUGUAAUGACCUCUGGACUGGAGUUUUAUCCAUUAGGAGGAGAUCCCAAGGUUCUUGCAGAAUAUAUGGUAAAAAAUAAGGGAUUUCUUCCAUCAGGACCAUCAGAAAUACCUGUGCAACGAAGUCAAUUGAAGGAGAUUAUUUUCUCCCUACCCUCUGCAUGUAAAGAACCCGACCCAGCUACUGGCAUCCCUUUCAAAGCAGAUGCAAUUAUUGCCAAUCCUCCAGCAUAUGGGCAUGCACAUGUUGCAGAGGCUAUGAAGAUUCCUCUUCAUGUAUUCUUUACCAUGCCAUGGACACCAACUAGUGAAUUUCCACAUCCUUUAUCUCGUGUUAGACAACCAGCAGGAUAUAGACUCUCAUAUCAAAUUGUGGACUCUUUGAUUUGGCUGGGUAUACGAGACAUGAUAAAUGAUCUUAGGAAAAAGAAGUUGAAGCUACGACCAGUUACCUAUUUAAGUGGUUCACAAGGCUCAGAGGCUAAUGCACCUCAUGGAUAUAUUUGGAGUCCUCAUCUUGUUCCAAAACCAAAAGAUUGGGGGCCUAAAGUGGAUGUAGUAGGUUUCUGUUUCCUUGAUCUCGCUUCAAAUUAUGAGCCUCCUCAAGCACUUGUCGAUUGGCUGAAAGCUGGGCCAAAGCCUAUUUAUAUUGGAUUUGGAAGCCUGCCAGUUCAAGGGCCAGAGAAAAUGACACAAAUUAUAGUGGAAGCACUGGAAAUGACUGGCCAAAGGGGCAUUAUUAAUAAAGGAUGGGGAGGCCUUGGUAACUUGGCUGAACCGAAGGAUUUUGUGUACACUCUCGACAAUAUUCCUCAUGAUUGGCUGUUCCUUCAAUGUGCAGCUGUUGUGCAUCAUGGAGGUGCAGGAACAACUGCUGCUGGUCUUAAAGCUGCGUGCCCGACUGCAAUUGUACCCUUCUUUGGUGACCAGCCAUUUUGGGGAGAGCGAGUUCAUGCUAGAGGAGUUGGGCCUCCACCCAUACCCGUUGAGGAUUUUACUCUUCAGAAGUUAGUUGACGCAAUAAAUUUUAUGCUAGAUCCAAAGGUUAAGGAAAGUGCUUUGGAACUUUCUAAGGCCAUGGAGAAUGAAGACGGAGUAACUGGUGCAGUUAAAGCCUUCUUCAAACAACUUCCCCGGAAGAAGCCAGAAGACGACUCAUCACAGCCCUCGUCCUCUAGUUUCUUCUCGGUUCGAAGAUGUUUUGGUUGUUCUUAGAGAUUUUUAGUAUUGAUCUCUUAUUAGUUCAUUGGAGAUGAAAGAAAAUGGUGAGGAGAUGAAUUUGUUUUAGUUGGCCUUUUCUUAUAAUUUUAUCUUGUACCACCAUAUAAACUUUUUCUUUUCUCAUUGUGGGAUGGAUAUAACAAAACAAAUCUUUUAUAGUGGUAAUAUGUAUGAUUUUAACUACUAAUCUACAUCCAUAUAUAGUUUAUCUUAUUUAUUAUAUAUAUUAUAAUGAUUAAUUGUGCGUCAUUUGUUUG